AUGAUGCCUGGAAUGCGUGCGGGUAUAUCACUUACCUCGGGUUUGGUACUUGGUGUACUCUUGUCAGUACUAUUAUUUCUACCUGACGAACUGAUCCCUCCAAAAACAUCGGACGAGGAGUUACCAAGUGAGCACUGGGAAGUUAUCAUCAAAAAAGUCGCAACUGCAGCUAAUGGUCAAUUUCAGACCCGGAAGAUUGUUAGAGCUGGAUUUGCAGCAACUGAAUUGGGAAUACGGGACAAAGUUGUGGUCCUCAUUCUCGGACAGUCUUCAUUAAUGGUCGCGUUGAAUGCAUCCAUCGGUCGGCAUGUACCUCACUUACAGCUUUUCGCUGAUAUCUCUCGUAUCGAUAGUGACAUAGCCAGUCUUCCCAAUCUCACACCAUACAGAUUAAAUGGACAGCACUCACACAUACCAGUUCUCAAUCUUAUUUUUAAUAUGACUAUGCACGAAAAAUUUGACUGGUAUUACGUGAUACCUGACACGACAUACGUAAAUCCAUUUGAACUGAUGCGAUUUGUUAAUCACGUGGACUGGAACCGUCGUGUAAUUAUUGGUGUUGGAAGUGGAGACGAUUCAAACAGAUGUAGUUUGCAAGCUGGAAUCUUACUAACAAAUUUUGCUAUGCAAUCGCUUAUACAGAACAGAAACUUGUGCAGUUCCAUAUCCAGCCGUUCAGAUCACAGUGCAUUCGAGCUAUGCAUUCAUCUUGCAACAAAUUUGUCGUGCACCAGUUACUACCAGAGUCAAACAUAUCACUGGUGGAAAGUCAAUGGAUUAUCUGAAAGCGGCAGUGGUACAGCAAUACAUGAUACUGUUGGGUGGUGGGCAUCAUCGUCGCAAAAUUUUAAUCGAUCACUGAGUGUUUCACCUUUGCUUUCGGACGUAGAUGCUCAUGCGCUUCAUCAGCAUUUCUUACAUGUCGAAUUGAAUCGUACAGAAUAUGAAAUUGGUCGCUUAUCUGCUGAAAUUGUUUCAUUAUCGUAUGAUAUUAAUGACGGUCCGUCACAGCCUGCUGGUUUACCACCAUAUUCAAAAGCACCAGAUCGGUAUCAGGUUCCGAAAUGGCAUUUCUUUACAAACACAGAAAUUUUCAAAAACGAAGCGAAUCAAAAUGUUUACGCAUUAACUGGAGAUGAUAAGUUGGAUGUUGAAGAAAUAGUUGCAGCAGCUCGAAAAUUUAUUGAAGAAAGUGAUGAAGGAAGUGAUGAAGAAUUUUUGCAACUUCGAAAUGGCUAUCGUUUGUUUGAUCCAUUGCGGGGUAUGGACUAUAUUGUAGACUUGUUAUAUCGUAACAAAUAUGGUGGUAAGGUGCAUCGCGUUCAUCUGACCCGAAUAAUAUCUAAUAAUCAACUUUUACAACAAGUACCUUAUGUAAAAGAAGAUACUGAUUUAACAAUCUUAAUACCGCUUGGAUCAAAUGAUGAAGUGGGCGCUGUUCGUCGACUUAUAGCUCAUUAUGUGAGCCUAUGCCAGUCAUCAGUUGGUGAUAACCGACAAACCAGAUUGAUUGUGGCUGUACGUGGUGUUGAUCCUUUCGUCAUUCGCCUAAUUAACGAUGAUAUUAUUGAAUUAAGAAUACGGUGUAAACCAGCACAAACAGAAACUAUGUUAUUAAUAUUGAAGCAGGAUAGUCAUCCGAUUAUGGCAGCGGCAGCACUGGAUGAAGCUGUUGAUCAUUUUGGCCAGCAAAUGAUGUAUCUGUUGUUAUCUCCGCAUGCUGACAUUCAGCAUGAAUUUCUUGAUCGAGUGCGCUUAAAUACUAUCAAACAUUUUCAAGUAUUCUUUCCGCUUCCGUUUGUGGAAUAUCAUCCUCGAAUUGUGAGCGCAAAUGAAGCACUACAAUCAAAACUGAAAGGCCUUAACGUCGAGAGAGCUCACGAAAUGGGUGACACUGAUCAAAAAGCCCGAUCACUGGAAAUGAAUGGUGCAGAUACAUUUAUGAGCAAGUUCCGUGAUGCUACUUUUAAACGAAAUACACGGCCACUUAUUGUUCAUAAGGAUCGAGGUCACUUCGAUCCCUUGGAUUUUUCUGUCUUUUCUUUGUACGGUGCAGAUUUCAUACAAACUCGUUCACGCUUGAAUAGUAAAUCAUUGCUGUUAGAUUUGUCAUCACUGUUUCUUGGUCAUCAGAGUAUCCACAUGAUGCGAGCCAUUGAGCCAGCUCUGCGGCUACGGUACCACAGUCGAGUUUGUAAUCCGGAAUUAGUGGAUACGCACUAUGCUCGUUGUUUACUUAGGCGACGUGAAGGACUUGCUUCUAAGGCACAGUUAGCUAAUUUGUUGCUCAGUCGGAAAGCGAGGAAGAUGGUAGUUGUUUAA
This is a messenger RNA of Brugia malayi, 2322 nucleotides long. RefSeq lists its product as uncharacterized. Gene Ontology annotation, molecular function: glucuronosyl-N-acetylgalactosaminyl-proteoglycan 4-beta-N-acetylgalactosaminyltransferase activity. Lineage: Eukaryota; Metazoa; Nematoda; Chromadorea; Rhabditida; Onchocercidae. The record is from RefSeq and is a predicted model, not a curated record. The coding region runs from base 1 to 2322 and encodes 773 amino acids. Gene Ontology annotation, cellular component: Golgi cisterna membrane. The transcript is spliced from 12 exons.